AUGGAGGGUCUCUCAUCUGACAAGGUGACCAUCAAAAAUCCAGCAGACAUCGCCAUCAUUGUUGGAUAUUUCAUCGUGGUUAUAAGUGUUGGCAUUUGGUCCAUGUUUCGGACCAACCGUGGGACAGUUGGAGGAUAUUUCCUGGCGGGACGCACCAUGACCUGGUGGCCGGUUGGUGCGUCUCUGUUUGCCAGCAACAUCGGCAGUGGUCACUUUGUGGGUCUGGCCGGCACCGGGGCAGCCAGCGGCAUCGCUGUAGGAGGGUUUGAGUGGAACGCUCUGUUCAUCGUGCUGCUGCUGGGCUGGCUGUUUGUACCGGUCUACCUCACAGCGGGGGUGAUCACGAUGCCACAGUACCUGAAGAAGAGGUUUGGAGGGACCAGAAUCAGCCUCUACCUGUCUGUUAUCUCACUGUUCCUGUACAUUUUCACCAAGAUAUCAGUGGAUAUGUUUUCCGGAGCUGUGUUUAUCCAGCAGGCGUUGGGGUGGAACAUCUACGUGGCCGUCAUCGCGCUCCUGUUGAUAACAGCUCUGUACACCGUUACGGGUGGCCUGGCGGCUCUGAUGUACACUGACACAGUCCAGACCUUCGUCAUCAUCGCUGGCGCCUUCGUCCUCACCGGUUUCUCCUUUGCAGAAGUAGGAGGCUACAGUGCUCUGCUCGCCAAAUACAGUUCUGCUAUACCGAGUAACUUCACCUCCCUGCACCCCCAGCGCUACAACAUCUCCCCCCACUGCUACUACCCCAGACAGGACGCCUUCAGCCUGCUGAGGGACGCCACCACGGGGGACCUGCCCUGGCCCGGGGUGCUGUUUGGGAUCGCAAUAGUGGGAGGCUGGUACUGGUGUACGGACCAGGUGAUUGUCCAGCGGUGCCUUGCAGCUCGCAGCCUCACCCACGUCAAGGCCGGCUGCAUCAUGUGUGGAUACCUCAAACUGCUGCCCAUGUUCCUCAUGGUGUUCCCCGGCAUGAUCAGCAGAGUGCUCUACCCCGAUGAGGUUGGCUGCGUGGUGCCUGAGGACUGUAAGAGGGUGUGCGGGACGGAGGUGGGCUGCUCCAACAUCGCGUACCCUAAACUGGUGGUGUCCAUCAUGCCCAACGGUUUGCGAGGGCUGAUGUUGGCCGUGAUGCUGGCUGCUCUCAUGUCCUCUCUGGCCUCCAUCUUCAACAGCAGCAGCACUCUGUUCACCAUGGACAUCUGGACUCGCAUCCGACCGCAGGCCACCGAGCGCGAGCUCAUCAUCGUAGGCAGAGUCUGGGUUCUGCUCAUCGUAGCCGUCAGUAUCUGCUGGAUCCCAGUGGUCCAGGCGGCUCAGAGCGGUCAGCUGUUCGACUACAUCCAGUCAGUGUCCAGCUAUCUGGCGCCCCCUAUCGCCUCCGUCUUCCUGCUCGCUGUGUUUGUGAAGAGGGUGAAUGAGACGGGAGCUUUCUGGGGCCUGAUAGGCGGUCUGCUGAUGGGUCUGUGUCGGAUGGUGCCCGAGUUCUGGUUCGGUACUGGCAGCUGCAUUUUCCCCUCUCACUGCCCUUUCUUGGUGUGUGGGAUCCAUUACCUCCACUUCGCCAUCAUACUGUUCUUCUGUACGUCGGUGCUGGUGCUGCUGGUCAGCUACUGCACUGAGCCCAUCGAGGACCAACAUCUCCAUCGUCUGGUGUUCAGCCUUCGUCACUCCAAAGAGGAGAGGAAAGAUUUGGACUGGGAGCAAGAGGAAACAGGGAGGAGAGCCAGGAGAGAGGCUGAGGAGAGGAUGAGGGAGAAUCACAGCAGUGAUGCAGUGGCCGAACAGGAAGUGAAGUCUGGUAUCCGUCGCCUGAUUGGCCGCUUCUGUGGUCAGGACGACAACGCUGUGGCCCCCGAUCAGGAAGUUCCAGAAGCACCGGAGCAGAUGCCUGACAUCAGAGAGGACCCGGUGUGGAUGUACGCUGUGGAUUCUAACGCCAUCAUCAUGAUGGCGGUGGCAGUGUUUAUGUGGGGCUACUUUGCUUGACGGAGUCCUCUUAGUCUUCUGAACUGGAGCUGGAAAUGAAAUUUAGAUCUUGAUGUGAUAAAGUUGAAUCACUCAGUUGAUGAUACAGUAUUUGAAAGGAGACAAAUUAAACCAACGUCCCUAAUAUUGAACUUUUAUUAAAUUUUCUGUGUGAUUAUGCAAAUUAAAUAUUAUCUCUCAAAAUAUUCCCUCAUUUGCAUCCAUUUCCAGAACAGCAAUCUGGACCUGAGAUAAAGCCAGCUUCAAAACUCUCAUUUCAGUUUGUGGAGAUGUUUGAGCAAAGGUUUUUACUGAGGAGAUUUUGGAUUUGUCUUUUUAUUAAUCAAUAAACUAGAAAAUACUGGAGAAAAAAAAAAUCUAUUGUUGCCAUUUUUUUUUUAAAUUUAGAAAAAAAAGGUCUAUAAAUAUAGACAAGAAUAAAACUGGAAGGUUUAAAUAUAUAAGUGCG
This is a messenger RNA of Stegastes partitus (bicolor damselfish), 2434 nucleotides long. RefSeq names its product solute carrier family 5 member 2 (gene slc5a2). Gene Ontology annotation, molecular function: D-glucose:sodium symporter activity. NCBI's taxonomy places the organism in Eukaryota, Metazoa, Chordata, Actinopteri, Pomacentridae. Bases 1 to 1986 code for a protein of 661 amino acids. Gene Ontology annotation, cellular component: plasma membrane. The transcript is spliced from 15 exons. The record is from RefSeq and is a predicted model, not a curated record. Gene Ontology annotation, biological process: sodium ion transport; transmembrane transport.